CUAACAAGUACUAUCCCUUAGUUCAUUCUAUAGACAUGCCUCAGCAUGUCCAGGCGCGAUCUUGGGGUACUCGUUUUGACACAUUACUUUUUGCUUCUCUCCCCCCAGCAGAAGAUGCUAAUGUCACCCCUCAAGAAGACAGCCCCUUGACCGUCAACGAGCCAUCUGACGACUCUAAGAAGUCUGCAGACAAGAUAGUUCAAGACGCUAGCAUUUUCAUCGGAAGUCUACCAACUAAUAUCGAGCAUUUGGAGCUAACUCGCAUGCUCUCUGAUCAUCUUUCUGAUCAUCCAGAGGUACAGACCAUCAAGGUCGUUCGUGACUCAAAGGGCGGCACUUGCGCAUUCAUCCAGUGUCAGGACGCCGAGACAGCGGCAAUGCUAAUCACACAUUUGCAUUCGUCGGUCCCUAAACAAUUCAUGGGGCGUUACUUGCGCUAUGAGCCCGCGCGAGCCUUGAGAACACUGCUCAUAUCCUACCGUACACCACGACAAUUUGCGCCUCCGUCAGAUACCAAAUCAGGCUUUGGCGACCUUCAGGGUGGUGAGCCUGUUGACCUUGACUUACCUUGGGCGAUGAAAAUUUCUAGGGUCCCGGGCUCCCGGCACUUGUCAGUCCUGUACAACUCAGAUGCGCGUGCGGCAGCGGAGAACGAAGGCCUUCUGCCUCUCAGCGAUCGGGAAGCAGAUGAAUCUGGGGCGUAUUUUUACCCCCUGCUUUACACCGCCGAAACUCUAAGAAAGAUAUCAACCAUUUUCGGGGGCAUCGAACAUUUUGUCCCUCACGAAUUCGAGUCAGGUGUUCAGCAAGAAUAUCCUCCUCCGCACAAUGCACCCCGCUCUGUAGAAAUGGAGACGGGGUGCUGGGAGAUCAAAUGGUGCCACCGCGAUGAUUGCGUUGGCGCUCUGAUGACUCUGCGUCGAGUCCCUCACCUGACCGUGACUUGGGCACACCAUCCAGCUCACCCACGUCAGUCGAUGUCACACCAUGGCGCCCAGCCUGUGCAUACUACCCAGCACCACUGGCAAGCUCAAGUGACUAGCUCCACGCAUACGGUGCCAUCUCAUUUCCCAUUUCCAAACCGGUUUUCAUCCGCAGAUUCACUCGUUCCCUAUCAUCGUGGCAUAGAGCAGACUCCGUCGUCAGUUAGCCUUGGUGACAUAUCACGCAAUCUGAACCGAGCGUCUACUGCAUUGUGCGAUAUGGCCUGGUCCUCGCAGAAUGUCGCGUUGGAUACGAAAGGCACGACACCAAAACGUCCUCGAGCUCUGUCCUUGAGUCACAAGCCAUCAGGUGUGGACAAGAAAGACUUUCCGCCCAUCUCUGAGACAGUCCGUGAACGAGAAACGAGAAAGUAUUGGAGCGACCGAAUGGAGGCCGACGAAAAUCCGAGCAUCGUGACGCCCUUAUCAUCCAUGACGGGUAUUUCAGAUGUUGCAAGUUCUACGGCGCAUUUCAAUACCACACCAGUUCACCAGGAGGGAUCUUACGAGCUUGAGGUUGGCAUCCCUCCAACUCCCGAAUUUGGGAGCUCGCCUAUGACCCCCAAAACGCCGGUGUCUUUGGUACCUCGCACUCCUACCACUGGAAGUUACCUGGGCGACUUUCAUUCCGGAUCUUUACCUGAGCUCGCCACGAAGAAUGUCUUGCAAUGGGAUGCAAAGCGCGAAGGUCCAUUGGAUCCUACUACCAUAUUCGUCGGAGGAUUGGAGAUGUAUGGCCCAAACGCCUGGGACGAAGAACGCGUCCGUAACUUGUUCUCGAGGUAUGGCGGCGUGGAGAAUGUCAAAGUCAUCCGGCCAGUCAACAAGCGUUCCGCGUUUGCCUUUGUCACAUUCAACAACAAGGAUUCUCCCGCUCGAGCUGUUAGUGAAGAGCAUAACAGGAUCCUUGACGGACGCCCAAUACGCGUUCAACUCCGUGACUGGAACCCUCCGCACCGCACGAACUGGAGAUCCAAUCGUAACCGCGUGCGAAAUUAUGAAGGGAGCAUUGUCCGCCAUGGUUCAGAACCGUCUCUCGUCUCCAGUGACGAUUUCCGUGUGGAUCCCAAUCUUCAACAGGCAACUGCGAUCGCCCUGGAAGAGAGGCUGCAGGAGUUGAACAUCGGCCAGACAGCCGCCAAAGCUUCAUUGCCCGACGUCCAGCAGUCAGAAGAAAAUCUUGACGUUACCUCUGAACUUCAACAAACCUCCUCUCCAGUUGCGGAUGACGUACAGGCCGUAAAUUUAGACGACACCGUCCCGCCUCAGGCCGCUUCCAUUACACCUUCCACAUCACAAUCGUCGGUAACAUCUGUCCCUCCCCAACAUGUGGCCUAUCCCGUACCCACAAUGGGGUACUAUCAUCCUCAAGGAUGGGUAGCUGGUUUCCCGCCCUAUCACAUGCAGUAUAUGGGGGCAUACCCUGGAUAUCCUCUUCCGUCACCGAUGGGCCAAUCGUUUCCGCCAGCUAGUGGCGCUGAUGCUCGUGGAACACCUUCAGCAACACCUGCUCCGAUCGUCCACCCAGGCAUGUAUGCUCCAUUCAUUCCAUAUCCGUAUCCCGCGACAACACCCGUGCGAGAGCAAGGCCAGGGACAGACACCUGUCGCAGCACAAGCGCCACUGAUACCUACGGGGUUCAUUCACGGAGAUCAGGGUAUUCUGGUUCCUGUUUACCCUCCAGACGCUCUGGAUCAAUACAUGUCCGGCGCUCAAGGCGAACAAGCCUCGACCUCCACAGAAGCUGUUCCUGCUUCGCUCCCAGCCCAACCUCCUAAUCAUUGGAGGCCAUACCCUCAACCUACGUUUGCACAUGGCAUACCAGUGCCACCAGGGAUUCAGCACCCAAACCCAGGACCUUUUCCGAUGAUGGGUCCCCACGGCUGGAUGCCAAAUCAUGCCCCGUUCGGCAUCAACCAGCAAGCCCCGUCAAAUGUUUCUGUAGGUUCCGGUAGUGCACAUAUGCAGCCGAUGUUUGAGCAGCGCAAUUAUAAUGUCCCUCCUCGUCGCCAACAUCGCAGGGACAAUCAGUCCAAUUUUAAGAAUGGGGGUCGCGGUCACCCUGGGCGUUACCCUCGCGGAUCGUUUGCGCCAAAUGUACCGAUGAUGAACGCUCAUCCCGCUCCAAGGCCUGACCACUUCACUAGCUCCCAACGAGACGUGCAGAGUCACUGGCCCCGAAUGGAACCAUUAGGGUAGCCAGUGAUUGCAUCAGCUGCACUGACAUUUCUCGAGUUGGGCAUGGUUUGAAUUCUCUGUCACUCUGUACACAUACAUUUUCGUUUUAUCUUCUUUUCUUCAAACCAAUCAGUCUAAUAUAUACAUACGUUUUUCGUCUCCCUCAUCCACAAUUUUUAAUAUCAAAAACGACAUUCAUUCACCCAUAGAUUUGCGCAUCAUGUUCAGUCAUAUUCUCACC
Messenger RNA from Suillus clintonianus, 3402 nucleotides. RefSeq lists its product as uncharacterized. The transcript has 11 exons. Gene Ontology annotation, molecular function: mRNA binding. The record is from RefSeq and is a predicted model, not a curated record. Gene Ontology annotation, cellular component: cytosol. NCBI's taxonomy places the organism in Eukaryota, Fungi, Basidiomycota, Agaricomycetes, Boletales, Suillaceae. Bases 36 to 3182 code for a protein of 1048 amino acids.